Messenger RNA from Blepharisma stoltei, 935 nucleotides. NCBI's taxonomy places the organism in Eukaryota, Ciliophora, Heterotrichea, Heterotrichida, Blepharismidae. The record is from the annotation of a GenBank genome assembly.
AUGAAAAGAUACAAGUGAAAUGAAUGAAUUACUUCUUUAACUGCUUUCUUAAAACACCGAGUUUAUUUGACUCUAAGUCCGACCUUGCUUUUAGCUUUGCAUGUGCCAGCUAACUCCCCUUACUCCUUGAUUUAAUGAUAGCAUUUGAAAAUUUCCUAAAAUUGGAAAAAAUUAACACUGCUAGAUAGACAUUUUUCAUCAAACCAAUUAUCCUGUCCCAUUCUAAAUCUAGUUCUCAUAUUUGAUAUUAAUGAAUAAAAUGAUUAUACCUAUAAUCGCUACUUCACAAUUCAGUUAUAUUUUCUAGCAUAUUUUAAAUAUUGCAUUAUUACCUCUUCCAGUCAGCCAAUAAUGAAAAUUUUUUAAUACAGGCUGAUAAAAUUUAUAUUUAUUUUGUUCCACAACUUUUUUACCACUUAUCAUGAAUCAGUGAUACAAUUAGUCCAAUCAAAGAUGGAGGUAAGGAUAAACAAUAUGAGCUCAAACACAAAACAUACGGAGAAGAUGGCCAAUGUGUUUUUUGCAAGCUUGCAAACACAUCAGAAUCCCUAAUAUACGAAGAUGAUCUUUUAGCUGCUUUUUUAGAUAGAAAGCCACUAGGAAAAGACUAUAUCCAGGUUGUUCCUAAAUUUCAUAUCAAAAAUAUAAAUGAUUUAAACGAAAGCCAUAUAGCUCUAAUAGAAAGAAUGUGAGAAAUAGGAUUAAGAUUACUUAAAGAAAGAAAGCCAGGCGAACAGUAUUAUUUUGGUUUUCAUGUGCCUCCUAGAAAUAGCAUUGAUCAUCUUCAUCUACAUUGCAUUGUUUUGCCUAUUAAAAAUUUGUGUGAUAGGCUAAGUCAUAAUAAUUGGCUAUGAUUAAUGUCGCCUAAGGAUGUAAUCGCAAAGUUAAAGAAUGAGAGACAUAUAAGAAGUAAUAUUAAUGCAAGGUUAUUAUAG